UAGACGCUACCGGCGAGUAGCCUCCCUUGGGGCGGAAUGGGCCGGAUGUUGAUGAAACCGUUUGAUUCCUUACACCAUGGGGAUUGGUGAAGUGGAGAUCAAGUAUGUGAGAGAGAAGUUUGAAAAGAAAUAUGCAGAACAUGUUGCAGGAGGACUGUAUGACCAGCGAGAUAUUGACAGGUUUCGAACAGACGAUGUAUUUGUGCGCACUUAUAUCCGAGGACCCACUCGUCUGGAUGAAGGGGUGGACCUUGUGCAUGAGUCUUUCCGUUUCAGAAAAGAGAUGGAGGUGAAUGACAUCAAAGCCACUGAUUUUGAACAGUUGAUAUGGGACAGAAAAGCAGUAUUUGUCCACAAUCAUGACAGGACAGGACACAAGAUAUUGUUUAUUCGAAUCAAGGAGCAUAAAAGGGAUGCUAGUUUGUUACCGAGUGCAAAGAGAUUCUACUUGUUUUGGCUGGAAAGGGCUUUUCAGGAAGCACCCCUUGAAAGGAUUGUUUCAAUCUUUGACAUGACUGAGUGUGGUGUGAGUAACUUGGAUAUGGAACUAACUCGUUUUGUCCUGAACUGCUAUAAAUUUUAUUACCCUACUAUUCUUGAGAAGUUGCUGAUUUAUGAAAUGCCAUGGGUCUUUAAUGCGGCAUGGCGCAUCAUUAAGACAUGGCUGAGUGCAGAGGCCAUCUCUAAAAUCAAGUUUGUCACAAAGUUAGACAUUCAAGACUACAUUGCAGCCGAUCAGCUUCCUGAGCAUAUGGGUGGCACAGAUAAAUUUGAUACUGUGCACUACUGCUGUCUUGAAUCUGGAGUUAAUAGUGCAGCCUCUACCCCAGAUAGUGCAUCAAUUACCUUUGAGAAAAAGCGGGUCACGUUCUCAGACUCCUGUCCCAGCACUCUGUUCCACAGUUUUAGUAGCGAGAAGAUGGAGGUCAAUGCCAACAACAAUGCUGGUGGGGCUGAGGACAAAGCCAGACAGAAUGCACCAUGUUUCAACAUGGAGAACUCAUUCACUGGACGUCUGCUGACCAUCAGUCCAGCAGAGGAACUUAUAUUUUCAAGUAACUCCAGUGGACGAGAUUGCUUUGAUGUCAUCACACUUAGCAACACUUUGCCUUAUCUCAUUGCCUUCAAGAUCAAAACCACGUCACCUGAAAAGUAUCGAGUACGACCAAGCACAGGUGUGGUGAAGCCAGGAGAAGCAUAUGAGGUGUAUGUGUAUUUGCAGACAGGUUUUUUGAGCUCUGUGUCUAAAGAUAAAUUUCUAGUGAUGGCCAUGGAGGUGACAGGAGAUGAAUAUGAUAUAUCAUUGUGGAAAACUGUUCCCAAGGAUUCUAUCAUGGAACACAGAUUGAAAUGUGCUACUGUAGCGAACCACAACGAAAGUCAGGCUGUUAACUUCAGGGUAUCAGUCAAUGAUCAAAAACCUUCUUUAGCUAAUCCUUCUAAUGCUUCUCAAGACCCUGCUGUUCUUGCUAGGAGGCCCCAUGCUGUUCGUGUAUGCUGGCGUGAACUUGUCUGCGAGUUGGAAAUGCUGAUUGAGAGCAACAAUCAACUGCGUCGUCGCAUGAGCUGGCUCAUCAUAUCUCAGAUCAUCUUUUUCUCCUCACCAUCCUCUUCCUUGCAGCCUUUUUGUGCUUUGGCGAUGACCUUUUCUCUUCAUACUUCUCUUUCCUUUCGGCUACUGCGUCUCUUCCUCCUGGGGGAUACGAUGUUGAUGACAGAGUGAAGCAGAAGGUGGAGACUGUCAGGGGUCCACAGAUGAUCAAAGUAUAUAAUUUACCUGCAACAUUCGCUGCAGGUGUGAGAAAUCUUGGGUGGGGUUCUGAAAACUUUGUGCAACAAAUUGCCUUUAAAAUGAUUUAUGUAUGUGAGAUUGUUCCCAGAAAAUACAGGUAUUAUUUCCAGACGGCAUGAGAGCUGAGUGUUUUGUAAUCUGAGGUAAUUAAUGUCUGCUUAGUGUGUCCAGGGUUAUUUUUGUCUCAAAAAGCCUUUUGAAAUAAUUUGCCAGUGUCUAAAUUGUGAUCAGGGAGUGUUGAACAGCACAUGCUACAUAAAUUAGUCUGGGCUUUGUGUGUGUUUUUAUUUCUUAGAGGAUUUCUUGAAAGUGUUAAAAAUUAUGAGGUGAAAGUCAGUCAUUAUGUUCUUGAUGUCUUCAGAUUUUGCAUAUUUUAAAAUUUAUUGAUAGUUUAUUGUUUUGAAUCUUUACUUUUUUAUCAGUUUUACUUUGAUAUCUUCUUCAUGAGCGACAGGUUUGAAGGGUCAUUUAGGUAGACAUAAUACUUCUUAAAUGCUUUCUGCUUCUGUUUUAUAAAUAUUAUUCAAGCCUUUAAGUUGUAUUUGCUGAUAGUUUGCUUACUUUUGUUCGCCUAACUUUUGCUGUCAGAUGCUGUGCUACCAUCCAUUUUCCCACUAGGUUAGUUUCAGUUGAUUGCUUUUGUUCUUUAUUAAGAUAUUACAUGCACAGUGAAUACACUUGGAUUUUGUGCACCUUACAAGGCUAUUAUUAUUUUCAUUACGAGAUAAUUCUGCUUUCUUCCUCAUUUGCCUUUGACAUUAGAAGUUUGGAAGAGAACCUUUUCAUCUCAUUUCUGUUUUCUUUCAUUCAGUUUUGUAAUCUCACUUUUUUUUUUUUAUUUUAAAAUCUUUUCAAAUAAUGUUUUUGAAACUUUUGAAAUAAUAUAUUGAACAGUGUGUUUUGUUUGUUAUUUUUGUCUGGUCAUGCUUACAUGUGUAUGUAAUAUACAAGUGAAUGAGUUCACCACACAUCUUUCUUCCAUAUUACAACACAUAAUUAAGUCCUGAGUUCAGAGCUUAUUGUGGCGCACACGUUAUAGAGAUAUGUGGGGAUGUGAAGCUUGUUGCAAAGCUGACCAGUGGUGGAUUUUUUUCCUCAAACUGUUGAAGAUCCAAGAGUGAAAAUCUGCAGGAGGUUUGCAGUUAAAAGCUUUUAAUGGGUUUUCCAUUUUUAAAGAAUUAAAGUUUUUGACAGAUCAAAGCACUGGAGUGAUUUAUCGGCACAUUAUUUUGUUAUCCCCUAUGUUUAAGUUAUAUAAUAAAGCCUUCAGGCCAAGUUUUAUUUUUGGAGAAAUUAGUGCAUCAUCUUAUAUUGCAGAUUCUAUAGACUUUUUACCUUUGCAUGUUAGAUUAGCUCUUGAAAGGUAGUGUGUGUGUUAAGAAAAAUGCUUUCUCACUAUAAUUUAUGAGACAACAAAAUUUUCAAAUUAAGAAUCUGCUUGUGAACUGAAAAUUUCCACAGGUUGCAGUGGAUAAUUAACAGGAUAUUUUGUACAGCCAUACUAUAAAUCCAGCUGUCUUCCACUGUUUACUGAAAUAAUAAAUUUUUUCAGAUAUGUGGGGCAGUGAAUUUUAUAUUUGUAUUUUGUUUGAAGUCUAGUCAUGAUAUGUGUAUAUGAUGCUUAUAACUUUUAUGAAUAGACUCUUAGAUAUGCUUUCCUUUGUCCAUGCUUUUGUAUUUUAUUGUGUGGUAGAUAAUAUCUAAAUCUGUGAUCAGUUGCUUUUGUUGUUUAAACUAUGACAUGAUAAAAUGCAGUUUAUGAUAGUCACACAAAUAAACUUCAUUAUUAUAGGAUAAAAGUGCAAUGAGGUGUUUCUUUGUUUGUUGCUUUACAUCACUUUUAGCUGGUAUCCUAAAUGUUUUAAUAUUUAGUGGUCUUUAGCAUGCCGUUACAUGUGAAAUGUGCUUGAGACAUAGAAAUGUUUGCACAUUUGGGAUAUUCAUGAAGUGUUUUCAAAAUGUGUAUCCUAGCUUAAACAAGAAAAUAAUGUUAUUUUAAGUGGCAGAAGCAUGGCAGGGCUUUUUUGAACCAUUGUUAGUCUGUUCCAGAAUAGCAAUGUCAAAUCAAAUUUUGUGUAAAAGCUCAUUUUUUUAUGCAAGUGAUUUAAAGUAAAAAAGAGCUGCAGACAGGACAUAGUUUGAAAGUGCCAUUAUGUUAAUGUGUACCCAUUUUUAAUUAUGAUGUAAAAGGAUGUAGAUUUUUUUUUUAAAAAAAAGAGAGAAAUCAAACACAUCAAGAGGACAAUUUUAUGUAAAUUAAUUUGACAGUAUUAUUUCUGAAAGGAUGCACUUGCAUUUUCUGUCUGGAAGAUGUUUGUGAAUGUCAAGGUGCCUGACAAUUCUGUCACAUCUUUCAUUGUUUCUUAAAAAUAUAGUCACCUAGUCUGCAUAUGCAUUUCAACCUCCACUUAUUUUGAGUGCAUGAAUGGCAGAAACUUAUCAGCAGAACUGUAAUAUAUGACAGCCAGUAGUGAUUGUGCAUACUACAGUGAAAAUCACUGGUGAUGUAAUAUUUGUGCUAAGCAGGUGUUUUUAUCAGGUAUUCUAAAUGUCAUAUGUCACAUGCAGAUGGAGGUGGGAAUUGGGGGCUAAUGCAGGCAAUGUGUACAUCUGAAGUGUAUCUACCAUCGCUAACACUCCCUUUCCAACAAAACAUCUGUAAAAGCAAGAAAACAAAAAAAAAACAAAAAACAAAACUGAUAUUUGUUACAUCUUUGUCCUGAUUAUUUUCUUUUGAAGAAUUAUUCAACUGUUUUAUAGUAAGUUUCUGUAACUUUUUAUCUCUAGGUUUUUUUGUUUGUUAUGUCAAGGCGAUCUAAAGUCUAUGUUGGAUUACCAAAAUGUUAUUUGGUUACUACAAUGGAUCCUUAGAUUAUGCAUAGGAAACAUUGCAGUUGUGUAUCAUUCCAAGGUCACAAUUACGAUUUUUGUGAAUUUGUAUUGUUUAAUUUUGUUGAUGCAUGAAAGGUAAAUCUGGUUGCACAGCAUACAUAGAUAAAUUUGUUUUCAAACAUGCAGUCUUAAAAGAAAUUAUUCAAACCAUGAUACAAGUAGAGUUUUAUAGCCUUUUUCUCCCCAGUGAUAACAUUUUAUGUAACAGAAAUGCAUCCACACACUUAAGUAUCCAAACUUUAAUGUUUGGAGUCAGAGAGCAAAAGCAAAGACCUAUAUUACUGUCUGCUUAUAAUAAUAUCAGGCUGUUACCAGCAGAUGUGUACAUAAUAAAAAAAAUUCUGAGUAUAGCACAUCACUAGAACUGAAUCUGUUUAAAGAAAUUUUCCUUGCACAAUAAGCUAAAAGCAUUAAUUUACCAUAAUUUAUAUUUAAAAAAAUGGGCCUGUAAUGAACAUUUUUGAGAUAAAGGACAAUCAUAUUGGCCACCUCAUUUUCUGCAGGCAACAAACUUGAACAAUGCUGUCAAUUAAACUAUGGUCCCUAAUCAUAGUAAUAGUCAAGCACUGAAUGCUCUUAAGGAGCACAAGAAGCCAUAGCCAUUCUAAACAUGUUCUGCUCAAGUAUUUUCCACAUUCAACAAAGUAAGAAAAAGGUUAAAGAAAAUAAUUUAAAAAAAAAGCCUUUCAACAAGUGUCAAAUACCAACAAUGUAUCAUCUAAAAGAAGAGUGUAAGAGAAAUCUUUUUUUUGGGAAAAAACCACACACACAUUAAAUUACAGAAAUCAUCCAACUUGAAACUAGCAAAGCACUCCUUGCGCUUGAACUAUUCUUUGACCAUUCAACCACACUAUUAAUAUCUAAUUUAAUAUCUAAUAAAGCCUUUGAAAUAGGAUAUAGGUGUUCAAAAAAUAUCACAUGAACAUCACACUGGAAUAUUUUUUGCACAUUAUGCAUGCACGUCCAUCUGCUUUACCACAGAUGCAAAAUGUCUUUGCAGGCCGGGAAGAUCAUACACAAUGACAAAGUGAUAGUGAAGUUUAGUUUCUGCAAAACUUGUCCUGCUACAGUCAUAAAUGACGUCCUCUGCAAACUACUUUUGGCUCCACACACAACAACAACAAAAGAAAACAACCAAACCCUAACACCUUAAGAUUUUUUAAAAACUUGGAGAUAUGUUAUUAAGGAAACAUGUUUCUUACAUGUUAAAAACUGAAUGGAGUAAGAAUUGACUAGAUCAAAAUGACCAUCAGAACUGUUUUUAGGGAUAUAAAUCAGACAUUAUUUUACUACAAAAUAAUCUGAACAGGUAGGAUGUAGUGGAGGUGGAUUCAACCAGAUCCCCUCAAGAGUGCUUUCAACAACUGAAAAAGUUGGGAAUGCCAAGAUGGAAAUAAAAUGCAUCAUCACAAAAGAGAAGUAUUUUUUUUUUAACAGCUAGAGUAACACAAUAAGCAAAAGAACAAAAAAUAAUUUGUGACCAACUGAUGCAUUUGUAAAGAUUCUUUGAAAAUUGAAAACACUUGCUGUAUAUUCUGGAGUAACUGUUUCUCUUCCCUGAGGAAUCAUGGUGCAAUAAAAUUAAUGGCUUA
Molecule: messenger RNA, 6276 nt
Organism: Pomacea canaliculata
Lineage: Eukaryota; Metazoa; Mollusca; Gastropoda; Architaenioglossa; Ampullariidae
Product: motile sperm domain-containing protein 2-like
Exons: 17
Coding region: 77-1723 (548 amino acids)
Source: RefSeq, a predicted model, not a curated record